Messenger RNA from Enterobius vermicularis (human pinworm), 2930 nucleotides. The record is from the annotation of a GenBank genome assembly. Lineage: Eukaryota; Metazoa; Nematoda; Chromadorea; Rhabditida; Oxyuridae.
AUGGUUGGGACUUUUGAGCUUUGGCUUUGCAUUAAAUUACCAAUUGAUGGCUUGUCAAAAUAUGUGGACACCUAUCAGACGUUAGAUUACUACCCCGUAAGUAGUCGAGUGAGGAGAUCAGUGUAUGGUUCAUCAUCGCCAAUCGAACUGAAGUUUGCUUUCCACAACAGGACUUUUCAACUAGAGCUUACGUACGUAGACGAUGAUUCAUCGGUUUUUGAUAAGGAUCUUGUGAUAUUACAUGAUGGAGUCCCAGUGUCUGUUGACCGCCAAAACUUUUUGGUUAAGGGUCAUGAAAAAAGCGACCGGGAUUCUGUUGUUUAUGGGUCACUUUUAGACGGGGUUUUUGAUGGACAUAUUCAGUUCAGUAAUGGUGAAUCUUUCACGGUUGAUAAAGUUGGGAAGUACCUUCCUUUACAUAAAAGGCAGAAGAAAUUUCAUUCUAUAAUUUACUCAGAUAGUGCAAUAAAUCAUCCUAAAUUUCGAAAGAAAAGAUCAACAGAAAAUGAGGGCAUUGGAGGUUGUGGUCUUACGGAGGAGAUAAAGCGUAAAAUGGAAAAGAUUCAGAAGAGCAUGGUUAAUGAAGAUUUAGAUGAAGAACAGUACGGUGGUCAUCGUACCUUUAACAGUUUUUUUGGUAAUUUUGUAAGGAACAAACGUGAUGCUAUGCCGGAUGUUAAGUACAUUGGUACAUACCCAAUUCAUAAUGUCAGGACAUGCACCCUUUACAUCCAAAUUGAUCAUACACUAUACAGAAUGAUUUAUUCGCAGGAAGGCAACCAAGAUAAUGUCAGGACAAGAGAAGAGAUUAUAAAUAUGAUUAAUUCCCAUAUGCAAACGUUAAACAGCAUAUACGGAAACACUGAUUUUGAGGGAAUCAGAGGGAUCAAUUUCGUUGUCCAGCGCAUAUCAAUUUUCUCUCCGGAUACUUGUUUUGCUAACAAACCCGCUGGUAAUCAGUCCAGGAAUGAACCGAACCCCUAUUGCAACGAGCAUAUUGAUAUUUCGAAUAUGUUGAAUUUGAAUUCGAAGAGCAAUCAUUCUGAUUUCUGUCUGGCAUAUGUUUUCACCUAUCGUGAUUUCAAUGGUGGUACUUUGGGACUUGCUUGGGUGGCUGCUCCAAGUCAAUACGCGAUGGGAGGUGUUUGUCAUCAACAUUGCAAGUGUGCAGAAGAUUCAUCGUAUGAUUUUCGGUCACUCAACACAGGCGUCGUAACUCUAAUUAAUUACGGGAGUAGGAUUCCUCCUAGGGUUUCCCAGUUGACUCUGGCACAUGAAAUUGGUCACAAUUUUGGAUCACCUCAUGAUUACCCUGCCGAAUGUCAGCCUGGUUUACCUGAUGGUAACUACAUAAUGUUUUCCUCGGCCACUUCUGGAGAUAAGAUAAAUAAUGCCAAGUUUUCAAAAUGUUCUAUUGCGAAUAUAAGUGCUGUAUUAAGAGAAAUUCUGAAACACCCGCCAUAUUUUGAUGAGAAUGCGGCUCCGCGGUUCUUUAGUCACUCUGGGCCUACGAGGAGGAACUGUUUUAGACCUUUGAAACAGUCAUUCUGUGGCAACCAGUUAAAGGAAUCCGGUGAGGAGUGUGAUUGUGGUUAUUCUCAAGCUGAAUGUGAUUUAAUGGAAGAUUCUUGCUGUCAUCCUCAUGAAGCAGGUCGUAGAGGUUGUAAACUUAAAAGUGGUGCAAAGUGCAGUAUAUCUCAAGGAGUUUGUUGCGAAGUAUCAAGCUGCGAAUUCACACAGGCGAACAUGAAGGUUUGCCGAACUGCGUCUGAUUGUUUGGAUGCACAAAGUUGUGAUGGCAGAAGCGCAGUUUGCCCGCCAUCUACGCCUAAACGUGAUGGUACGUUGUGCCGAGACUCAACUAAAGUUUGUGAUUCAGGGAACUGCAAUGGGUCUUUAUGUUCCUAUUUGGGCUUAAAAGACUGUUUCCUCACCGUUGGCACUCCGGAACAACUUUGCCACUUCGCAUGUGAGGAUGCAAAUGGAACUUGCAGAUCCAGUUUUGAAUUGAGUCAGUUUGCUCCAGGCAACUUUAAUCAGAGCAACAGAGAAGGGCUGCCCGGUUUAGUGCUUUUACCGGGGUCUCCUUGUAAUAAUUAUAAAGGCUAUUGCGAUAUUUUUCGAAAGUGUCGCAGUGUUGAUGCUGAUGGACCUCUUGCCAGAUUGAAAAAUGUCAUCUUCAACCCGCGAACAAUAGCGGAAGUCAAGUCUUGGAUACAAGUGAAUUGGUGGAUUGUGGUCCUUGCUGGACUUGGACUUAUGCUGUUCAUGGCUGCAUUCAUAAAGUGUUGCGCUGUCCAUACUCCCAGCACCAAUCCUAAUAAGCCACCAGCAUUAAGUAUAUAUGAAACGCUGAGGCGUCCUAAGAACCUGAUCUACUCUCAACGGCGUGGCCGUUCUGCUGCAGAAGCUCAUGUAUUUUGUUGUUUAUUACGUGGCCAAAAUCAUGCUCCUGCUCGCAGGCACAGGCGCCACUCUAGAAACAAAACAGCAGAGCACUCAUCUGCUCUGCGUAGUAGUUCUACAGCGGUUCCCACUGCUCCACCACAAAUCCCAACGAAUGUUGUGGUUGUUGAACCACCUCCUCCGUAUUCAGCGUCUUCCGACCCAGGUACUUCUCUUGGAGGCCCGAAAAGAGGUCAUCGAAAAAACAUAAGGAAAGCAGAACUCGUUCGACUUUGCUUUCAUUUCCAGUUUCACUCACUCUUCCAGUUCACUUUGCCAGUCGAGAACACAGUGUUCUUUUGUGCUAUUCCUGAUGUUGUGUAUACGGAGGACAGGUCAAAAACCACUGCCCCAGUCUUUCGCACUAGUCUAGGUGCCCGCGUGGCAGUAGCCGUUGAAGCUCUGUCCGUCCGUGUUUCUGCCCGAGAGCGAGAUUGGUGUUGCGCCUUUUGCGGGCGAGGUAAACAAACACUCGUGACUUAAGC